AAUAUUUAAUAAAACUCAAAAUAUUUUUAUCUACAUAUUAAAAUAUGACGAAAAAAAUUUUACACGUGUGCCUAAACAGGUAUGUAAUAGGUAGUAUAAACAAAUUUAUAAAUGAAAACAAAAUCAACAUAACAAAGGACGAGAUGACUGGAAACGAAAUACACAUCCCCUUAAGACGGUCAUUAGAAGUCGUCCAGCUAAAAAUUGUCCAUGUGGACAAAAUCACAGCUUAAAUUGUAAAUGUCUCAUUUUUUUUUUGUAGCAAAAACCAAUGGGCUUUAAAUUGUUGGGCUUUACAAUAAUAUAAUGGCAAGAGGAAGCUUUCUUCUUCGAGAAGACAGAUGAUGAUGAUAUCUUGGACCUUCCAGACGAUUUGGAAUCAGAGAUACUCUCUAGGGUUCCGGCCAAGUCUCUGUGCAGAUUGACAACGACUUGGAAACGAUGGUACGCUCUAUUCAUAGAUCCGAGGUUCGUAGAGAAGAACAAGAAGUUAUGUAAAGCUGUAAAAGAGUCGAUGUUACUGAUCAAUCACGAGGUUUAUUCAAUCGGUGGAGAUCUCCACAGCUGCAGCGUCGAGCCAUCUAUUGAGUUCACCAGUAAACUUAGAAGUCUAAAGGGUUCAGAAGAUUUGGGCUUCUCUCAGCUAUAUCACUGCGACGGUUUAAUGUUAUCCUCCAACGAGGGGAACCCAUGCACUGGUCAAAGAAGGAACAUCAAACCCAGAACUUGUUACCAAAGGAAUGAUAGAUAUGCCCUAGGAUACACCACGUCUUCUUCUUCUGACUGUAGUCAUAGCUACAAAAUCUUGAGGUAUUGGUAUUAUCGAAACAAGAAGAAAGUGUGGGUUUCUGCGUGUGAGAUCUAUGAGCUUAGCUCUGAUUCUUGGAGGGUUCUUGAUUCAUUCCCUCUUAACUACUUUGUAUAUUUCAGUGGUGUGUCUUUGAAAGGAAACACUUACUUCCUUGCUGGAGAUAAUGAAACUGAUGCUUUCUUGAGGACGAAGUUUGAUUUCACGACGGAGAGAUUUGUGCGUCUCCCUCUUCCGUUUCAGAGUUUUGAACGUGUAGAUAACAAUGUACUUUCGGUUGUUAGGGAUGAAAAACUCUCGGUGCUACACAUUGAUGGCAGAUCAAACGUGAUGAGGAGUGACCAAUAAGGUUGUUGAUGAGGAGGACUUGUCGUGGAGGAUCUUCUUGGAAGGGAGUUUUGAUAAAUUUAAACUGCAUGUGGAAAGCUUCUUGUUGGACGAGGAGAGCAAUGUGGCAAUUUGUUCUAAUGCAGACUAUGUGGAAGAUGAAUAUAAUACGAGAAUCUACAUUAUUGGUGAGGAUAUGUUUAAACGAGUUUAUAACGAUUCUG
Brassica napus (rape) is the source of this 1359-nucleotide messenger RNA. RefSeq names its product putative F-box/kelch-repeat protein At3g17540. Lineage: Eukaryota; Viridiplantae; Streptophyta; Magnoliopsida; Brassicales; Brassicaceae. The record is from RefSeq and is a predicted model, not a curated record. Bases 515 to 1156 code for a protein of 213 amino acids. The transcript has a single exon.